CUUAAUGACGUCACGAUCAUUGACAGCGUGAGGCGGCGGCGACUGCUGCCCGGGUGUUGAGCGGCCGGGUGAGGGUCUAAGUUUCUUUCCUGCAAGGCCAGGCCCCUUCAGAAGGCGCGGGGGCGGCCAGGCGCUUGCGGCCAGCGCGGCGGGUGCAUCAUGCCUAGCCCGGGCAGCGCCCGCUCCGGGCUGGGACUGCUGCUGGGCACCGCCGCGGGCCUCGGAUUCCUGUACGCCCUGUACAGACAGCGGUGGAAACGGACCCAGCGCCAUGGCCAGAACCAGCUCCUGCCCAACUCACUGGACGUCACGCAGACUUCAGAGGCCAGACGCCAGGUGGGGCCAUUGCGAGCGGCCCCAGGGGGGGCUGGAGAUGCUGCGGUGCUGCCCAGCCUCCCACCAGAAGGCCAGGAGAUGGUGCUGGACCGCCUGGACUUCGUGCUGGCCAGUCUGGUGGCGCUGCGGCGGGAGGUGGAGGAGCUGAGGAGCGGCCUGCGGGGGCUCGCUGGGCAGAUCGUUGGGGAGUUCCGAUCCCACAUGGAAGAGAACCAGAGGGUGGCUCGGCGGCGCCGGUUCCUGUUUGCCCGAGAGAGGAGCGACUCCACCGGCUCCAGCUCUGUCUACUUCACAGCCACCUCGGGAGGCACGUUCACAGACGCGGAGAGCGAAGGCGGUUACACAACAGCGAAUGCCGAGUCUGACUAUGAGCGGGAUUCCGACAGGGAGAGUGAAGACGGGGAAGAGGAAGCGAGCUGCGAGACCGUGAAGAUGGGGAGAAAGGAUUCUCUGGACCUGGAGGCAGAGGUGGCUUCAGGCCCAGUUCCCAGAGCCCUGGAGGCUGACGGCUCCCCUGGCCUGGAGGACGUGCUGCCCCUCCUGCUGCAGGCUGACGAGCUGCACCAGGGCGGAGAGCAGCGCAAGCGGGAGGGCUUCCAGCUGCUGCUCAACAACAAGCUAGCGUAUGGAAGUCGGCAGGACUUUCUCUGGCGCCUGGCCCGGGCCUACAGCGACAUGUGUGAGCUCGCGGAGGAGGUGAGCGAGAAGAAGUCAUAUGCUCAAAAUGGCAAAGAAGAAGCGGAGGCCGCUCUGGAGAAGGGGGAUGAGAGUGCUGACUGCCACCAAUGGUAUGCAGUGCUUUGUGGUCAGCUGGCUGAGCAUGAGGGCAUCCAGAAGCGCAUCCAGAGUGGCUUUAGCUUCAAGGAGCACGUGGACAAAGCUCUUGCUCUCCAGCCAGAAAACCCCAUGGCUCACUUUCUCCUCGGCAGGUGGUGCUACCAGGUUGCUCACCUGAGCUGGCUAGAAAAAAAAACGGCUUCAGCCUUAUUUGAAAGCCCUCCCAGUGCUACUGUGGAAGAUGCCCUGCAGAGCUUCCUGAAGGCUGAAGAACUACAGCCAGGAUUUUCCAAAGCAGGACGGGUAUAUAUUUCCAAGUGCUACAGAGAACUAGGAAAAAACUCUGAAGCUAGACAGUGGGUGAAGCUGGCCAUGGAGCUGCCAGAUGUCACUAGCGAGAAAGGCUGAUACAAUAGCUGUGUUCCCGGAUGCCCUUUUCUGGCAGUCACAACAGGAAGAGGCCUGCGAAGAACCCAGGGAGCAGUCUCCUCGUGAGGCUGCAGCACUCAGGUUUAUCACGGGAAAAACCCGAUGAUUCAGUCUUUGGCGUCUCCCACUCCAUCCGCAUUGAUGGCAAACAUAGCUUCAGCUUCAGGCAGACAGGGAGAGUCAUAGAUUUUGCAGAUUCUGGUUUCCCCUCUUCCUUUUCUCAGGUACAGUCUGACCCAAAGACAGAUCAGAACACCAAAGUUAUGAUAAUUUAAAAAAUGCUCUCCCUAUUUAUGAUAGAACUAAAACUAUUUUUGAUGUAUAUACUUCUUAGAAGGACUUUCAGAAUCUUUCUGUAUUCCUUGGGGCCCUGUCACCCUACCCCCCACCCUUAGUGGAUUUUCCAUAUUAAAAACAAUUAUUUUCUUUUACUAAUGAAGAGACAUAUGAAUUCUUCAUAUUCAGUUCUCCACGUUAGAGGGCUUUUCAUUCUUUUAUGAACUAAAAGCAAACAACUCUAACCAAAGCAUGACAAUGAGAUUUAGCAAGAAUUUUUGUCUAACUACACAAUAGUAGCUUUAACAGGGAAAUGUUAUAUCUGCAUGUCCACUUCAUAGUUAACAUGACAUUCCAGGAUGAAGUCAUCUGUCCCAUCACUUUACCUGGUUGUUGAGGCAUGAGCAAUGAUGUUUCCUCCGAUAGGUUUUUUAGGAUCUGCAGCAAACAUGGCUGCUCCAUCCACUUGGGCUACCACCUGGUUGGUGAUCACCACGGCUACACCAAACUGAUGGAGAAAGGAUAAAUGUCAUUUUUUUUAAAUUUUUUUGUGGCCACAGACAUUGCAAGGACUAACUUUAUUGCUGGCAACCCUUUUCCCCACAAACCAAUGGAUAACUCAAGUCUCUCUUCAUAUCUAACUGGUAUCUUGAUACCAGGCCCCAAUGUCCUGGCCUUCCAGCAAAGCUCCUGAAACCCGUGGCCCCUGAAAGUAGACUCCGUCCCCACCUGACAACUCACCUCAUCAGCAAGUCGCAGAAGCAUCCGCAGAAACCUGGCCAAGUGCAUCUGCCUGGCUGAGAGUUCACCGCGACCGGAAUAGUCUGUCCUGUAGAGGGCGGUGGCACUGUCCACAAUCAGCAGUGCAUACCUACGGACAAGGGCUCUCGGAAGCCGAUUUCUAGCUUAGGUCAGAUUCUGCUCCUUCCUCUCACUAUGCUAAAAUUUCACAGUCAGUUACUCGUGUAUCUAGAUGUUUCAUUGACAUACUAGUAUAGCCUCCAUAUCUGAGGUCCCAUAUAACAAGAUAAAAUUCCAACAAGUUCAUUUUAUGUUUUUAUUUUAGAGAGAGGAAGGGGGCGAGAGAGAGAGAGAGAGAAACAUCGAUUUGUUGUUCCACUGAUUUAUACAUUCACUGGUUGCUUCUUGUUUGUGCCGACUGGAGAUGGAACCCGCAACCUGGGUGUAUUGGGACGACGCUCUAACCAACUGAGCCACCCAGCCAGGGCUAUGGCUUCAUUUUUUAACAGUGACUUGACGUAACCACAAAGUAAGAGUGUCAAAAUAGGAACUAAAACUUAAAUCUUCCCAUUUCUAAUUCAAGCUACUAUCAAUUUGGCCAAAUAGCCUAUAUAAGAUUCAGGAUAAGGCCGCCUGGAGCAUAGUCAGUACAUUCUGAGCACAUACCUAGACUCUACCAUCAUAGCUGAUGCUUGAUAAAGCAGCUGGGUCUGGUGGUCUGUGUUGAACCCACGAGCAUAUGCUACAUUAUCUAGGACAUCACUGCCAGAGAGGCCAUAUCUGGAAAAGAAGAGAACAUUUUUAGGCUGCACAUAGAGAACUCGGGCAGAUGAGAAAUUCAUUUCUAAUAAAAAAAUUACAUGGAUGGGUAGGUAAGAAGUAUUUGGACUAAAUAAUAUUAAUUCCCUUUCUAUUAGGAAGUUCAGACAAACUGCACAGAGAGAUUACAGCAAUUACUACUUUGGAGUAAUCUACCUGGCAGGACUUUAGGAUAAAUCAAAUCUAUUCUCUGAGGACUCCUGAACUAGAAUUAGAAAUUUCUAAGUAUAAGGAAACAAUGUUCUCCUGGAAAAACCAAGGGCAACCUGACAGAAUUGAGAAUGAAACAAACAAAAAGAACCACUCUAAGAUCUAUUAACCAAAUUCAUAUAUAUAUUUAUUACAUAGGAAUAAAACCUAAGCAAGUACUCAAAACUCUAAGAAGUUCGAGAGAAGCAAAUAUUUUUUUUCAUUCUUGCUAGUAAUUACUUAUACCUCAAUAAUGAUUUUUCCCUCUGCAUUUAAAAAAGGAAAACAUCUCUUAUUUUCUUGGAACAAUUUGUAUUUUCUCAUCUUUAUAACUGAUACCUAAGACAUGAAUGGUUCGAGUAACAACACAGUUUUCAUUCUCAUUAAAUGUACCAUAAUGGAGCUCCAUUUCUUUAAAGAUAAACUUCCCCUUUAUCUCUCAAAUAGAUGUGAUUUUCCCUCUUCUGCACUUCCAAAAAACUGAUUUAGAUCUUUUUAUGGCAUUUGUGCAGGGCAACCCUUUUUCCCACAAACCCUGCCAUUCUUUGACUAGACUACAAAUUCCUUGAGGUUAAAAGAUAAGCUUGUCUACCUUAAAUAUUUUUUAUACCUAGUAAAUUCUAAAUGUUGCUAAGUAAAGCUUUUAUUCACAAUCCAUACAAAAAGAAAAUUAUACACAUCAAUUUAACUCAUCAUGUUUUCAUAUUAAUGCCAUAAAAAUCAUUACAGUUCAAAAAUAUAACACUGACUCCCUUAAUGUAAUAGUUCAAAAGAGAAUCUGUUUAAACAAAUCAGUGUGCUAUUAAUUCUUUGAUAACCAAAAGUUUCUAUGUUUAUGAUCCUAUCAGUCUAGCCCUAGCUAGCCUGGCUCAGUGGAUAAAGCAUCGGCCCAUGGACUGAAGGGUCAUGGGUUCAAUUCCGGUCAAGGGCUCUUACCUCAGUUGCAGGCUCAAUCCCUGGCCCUGUUUGGGGCCACGUGGGAGGCAACCAAUUGAUGUGUCUUUCUCACAUCGAUGUUUCUCUCUGUGUGUCUCUCCCCCUCCCUUCUGCUCUCUCUAAAAAUCAGAUAUCCUCAGGUGAGGGUUAACAAAUAAAUAAAUAAUAGAAAUGGGCAAAGACUUGUAAGUACAUUUUCCAAAGAAGACAUACAAAUGUCUGUGCCUCUGCUGCUAGUCUGCCUACCUAUGUCCAGCUACCGAUGGGCUCCCUUCGAACUAACUGGAAAAGAAACCCCUAAGUGUUAUAGUUUUAGCUCUUACAUUUAAGAUUAUCAUCUUAAAAAAAUUACUGUAAAUAUACAGAAAAUUACAUGUUAACCUUUUAAUAAUAUACAGUGGCAAUAAAUACAUUUCCACUGUUUUGCAACCAUCACCAUCAGAACAUUUUCAUCAUUUCAAACUGAAACUCUAACAAUAAGUCUCCAUUCUCCUCACCCCCUGGAAACCACCAUUCUAAUCUGUCUUUAUGAAUUUGACUAAUCUAAGUAUGUACCUCAUAUAAGAGGAACCAUACAAUAUUUGUCCUUGUUGCAACUAGUUUAUUUCACUUAGCAUAUUUUCAAGGUUCGUCCAUGCUGUAGCAUGUGUAAGAAUGUCCUUUCUUUUUGAGAUUGAAUAACAUUCCAUUGUAUGUAAAUAUGACAUUUUGUUUAUCCAUUCAUUUGUUGAUAGACACUUGUUUCCAACCUUUGGCUGUUAUGAAUAGUGCUGCUAUGAGCAUUGGUAUACAAAAGUAUCUGUUUGAGUACCUGCUUUCAAUUCUUUUGAGUAUAAAACCAGAAUUGAACUUGUUGGAUCAUAUUGUAAUUCUAUGUUUAACUUUUUGAGGACUCACCAGACUAUUUAUUUUUAGUUAAUUUUUAUGUAUGGUAUAAUGGUCUAAAUAUAUCUUUUUGCAUGUGGAUAUCCAACUACAUUAGCCAUUUAUUAAAAGGAGUAUUAUUUUCCCCAUUAAACUGCCUUGGUAACUUUGGUCAA
This is a messenger RNA of Myotis daubentonii (Daubenton's bat), 5543 nucleotides long. RefSeq names its product regulator of microtubule dynamics 3 (gene RMDN3). Gene Ontology annotation, molecular function: microtubule binding. Lineage: Eukaryota; Metazoa; Chordata; Mammalia; Chiroptera; Vespertilionidae. The record is from RefSeq and is a predicted model, not a curated record. Gene Ontology annotation, cellular component: mitotic spindle pole; spindle microtubule; cytoplasm.